Messenger RNA from Solenopsis invicta (red fire ant), 915 nucleotides. RefSeq names its product trypsin-1. The transcript has 7 exons. The record is from RefSeq and is a predicted model, not a curated record. Gene Ontology annotation, molecular function: serine-type endopeptidase activity. The coding region runs from base 78 to 824 and encodes 248 amino acids. NCBI's taxonomy places the organism in Eukaryota, Metazoa, Arthropoda, Insecta, Hymenoptera, Formicidae. Gene Ontology annotation, biological process: proteolysis.
UCGACGGAAAUUAGGUUUUUAUUCCGUGACAAACGUCUCAUACGAGAAUCACCACUCGGCCGAUCAACGCGGAAAAAAUGUCGAAAAAAUUAAUUCUGUUUUUCUGCACACUUCUAGCAUACACUGUUAAUACCGAAAAGCACGAAUAUGCGGUCAUCGAGGAUUAUCCGUACCAUGUAUCGAUCCAGAUAGGCGGACGACACGCUUGCAGCGGCGCAUUCAUACACGAAUCAUGGAUUAUGACCACGGCAUCCUGUGUUUUUCGUGCAAAUUCAUCGAAGGUAUCUGUACGCGUGCGUACCUCUCGCGCGUCUAUGGAUGGCAAUGUAUUAGAAAUAGAUAAUAUUGUGGUGCAUGAAAAAUUUGAUAAGUAUGUAUACUUCAACGAUAUAGCAUUGAUAAAGCUAAAGAGUCCCGAGGAGUUUGGAGAAAAGUUGCUCCCUAUCGGACUCCCGAAAAAUGAAGAACUUCUGGAUGGAACCUAUUGUGUCGUGACUGGCUGGAAACGAACUCGGGGGGGGAGCAGUCCGAGCGGAGCUCAGCUUGCGGCGACUAUUGCGGUGAUCAUAAAUCAACGUACGUGCAGCUCGACGAUGCCGUACUACAAGCCGCUGUCUAAGGAAAUGGUGUGCGCCACUGACAUGAUCUAUCCGUUGGAAAUGUGUCAGGAUGAUCUAGGCGCGCCUCUGGUGUCGGCGCAGAUGCUGAUUGGCAUUCUAUCCUACGGAUUAGGUUGCGAAACCGGGAUACAACCAGGUGUCUAUACUCGCGUCAGUAGCUACUUGUCUUGGAUCUUUACGAACACUGGUAUCUCCUACGAAUAAAGCAGCGUGUACGAGAUUCUCACAUUCAAGUGAUUAUUCAAAUUAUAACGCAUUAUGCUUUUGUCAUUAAUAAAACGAAUUCUACAAAUUA